Sclerotinia borealis F-4128 is the source of this 1230-nucleotide messenger RNA. Lineage: Eukaryota; Fungi; Ascomycota; Leotiomycetes; Helotiales; Sclerotiniaceae. The record is from the annotation of a GenBank genome assembly.
AUGGGGACCGUUCAAAAUGUGGCCAUAGCCGUUCUAGUUCUUUCCUUUUUUACAUUCGUUGCUUUCUUCGGUAGACUUCCAGCAUUAAGGAAUACACCCAUAGGUAGUUUACAUCGAGUGAUAUGGGUUCAUAUUCCUCGUGGCUUCAAAGCUGUAGAUAAGAGGUUGACCAAUGGUCGUCUCAGUGCUUCAGUAGGAAGACUUGCUCAUACAUUAUGGAAUGACCGCCAUCCCGUCGUUAUGAUAUUUUUUAUUCUCCUCCUUGCCAUAGCCGAAAUUAUGUUCUUACCUCCAGCAUGGCCAUUUAUGAGCACUUCUCGCAAAAUAAAGGCAGUUAUCGCUUUGAUAUUACCAUAUGGUUUCCUCUAUCUAGCAGCAUCUCGUGAUCCAGGCUAUAUCACACCUUCAAACCACGUCGAUCAAAUGAGUAUUUAUCCUUACGACUACACUAUUUUUCAUCCCGGUAACUCUUGUCGAACCUGUCAUUUACUCAAACCCGCCCGGUCCAAGCAUUGUCAUGUUUGUAAACGUUGUAUCGCAAAAUGUGAUCACCACUGCAUUUUCAUCAAUAGUUGCGUUGGUUACAACAACCAACACUGGUUUCUCCUCUUGCUUCUUACCACUGGAAAUUUAACCACUUAUGCUGUGUACGUUGGUAAUUCUAUUCUUUCCACCUUCAUCACAGCAGAAUACCCGGAUUGGUCCUUUGCUGGAAUCGGUUUUACCUGGUCUCGUUACUUUUCAAUUUGGGGAUGGUCUCUCCAAGAACAUACUCGGAUUGGUUCCAUAACGCUUCUCUGUUUCCUCAUCACCCCAUUAGUCUACGGUCUCUUCUCGUAUCAUAUUUAUCUGAUCUGGUGCGGUACCACCACCAACGAAAGUAUGAAAUGGUCCGACUGGGGUCUUGAAAUGUCCGAAGGCUAUGUUUUCAAACGUUGCCUUCCCGAAAAUCGAGAGAAAAACUUACGAAUAGAACCACCAUGGACGCAUUGGCCGGCAGAAAGUCAACAAAUUGUUUUGCGUACAGCGGAUGGACAAAACCCCGUAGGAGAUAUUGGACAUGGCGAAUGGGAAAGGGUUUGGAGUUUAAGGGACAUUGAAAAUUUGUAUGAUAUUGGAUUUGUGGAUAAUUUGAAAGACGUAUUUAUUGGGAGACGAGGUGUGUAUCAUAGAGUGGAUGGAGGAGAUAGUUUACCGUUAGAGGGAACGAGAGGUAGACUCUCUGCAUGA